AUGAAGUUCACACCAAGUUUGAUAAUAGAUGCCCCUUCGUACCAAGUAGACCAUUUCGAUGGUAGAUAUGAUACAGAUAAAUGCGUAAUAUUGCGAGAUUUACAGUUAGAAACAGAUUCAGAAUCCAUGCCUUCAAGUCUUAAACAAUUAUCACCUUCUACCAACGUAUUAGAUCUGACCAAUAAUGAUCUCUUUAACAUACCGUGGAAUGUAAAGAAUUUUAAAUGGUUGCAUACUUUACUUUUAUCUAGGAAUAGAAUUAUUAAUAUUGAUGGAUCACUACUUCCAUGUAAUUUAGAGAAUUUGGUUCUAGCAAAUAAUGGAAUAUCUGAAUUACAAGAAUUGGAUGGGUUAAGUAAAGCACCUAAAUCAUUGAAGAAUUUGACUUUAAAGGGGAAUCCAAUUUGUCAUUUGAAUGGGUAUAGAGAAUAUGUUUUGAAAUUAUUACCAAAUUUAAUGACAUUGGAUUUCACACGUGUUACUCCUGAAGAGAGAAAGGAAAUACUCAAGAUUAAUAAAGAGGCAAAGAAAAUAGGAGGAGAUCUUGCUACAGCGACGACAACGAAACAUAAGGAACGACUUACGAAUAGAAUAUCGAAAAAUGGACGUCAAAAUAGAGAUAAAUCUAUUGAAAUGAUGACGCUAGUAGUGAGUAAGAUGACAGAUGAGAAGAAGAAAGAACUUAAAAAACAGUUAGCUGAAGCAACUUCAUUGGAUGAGAUAGCAAGACUAGAAAAGAUAUUGUCAGGAGGUGUCUGA
Naumovozyma dairenensis CBS 421 is the source of this 759-nucleotide messenger RNA. RefSeq names its product U2 snRNP complex subunit LEA1 (gene LEA1). Gene Ontology annotation, molecular function: protein binding; U2 snRNA binding. The record is from RefSeq and is a predicted model, not a curated record. The coding region runs from base 1 to 759 and encodes 252 amino acids. Gene Ontology annotation, cellular component: U2 snRNP. NCBI's taxonomy places the organism in Eukaryota, Fungi, Ascomycota, Saccharomycetes, Saccharomycetales, Saccharomycetaceae. Gene Ontology annotation, biological process: mRNA splicing, via spliceosome. The transcript has a single exon.